AUGUACCAACGACCGACGUGUCCGAUGUGCCACAAGGCGUACAAGAACGCGAACACUCUGAAGUCGCACAUCUCCCAGGAUUGCGGAAAACUGAUUCGUACUCUCCUCGCCAUCCUCUCUCGUCCCACCACGACGUCGUGUAGGACGCGCGUCUCUGUAGAUCGUGAGUUUUCCUCGGACGGAGGAUUGUAUGGGGAAACUAGGAAAGCGUUCGCCUGUCCCAACUGCGACAAAUCCUAUACCCUCUACCACAACCUGAAGAGACACCGUAAGAUCGAAUGCGGAAAGGCCAAGACCUUCCACUGUCCCUACUGCCCGCGGUCCUACUACUAUAAGAGCGACCAUCGAAUCCACGUUAUGCGACACGAAAUGAAGCAGUUCAACUAA
Nicrophorus vespilloides is the source of this 387-nucleotide messenger RNA. RefSeq names its product zinc finger protein 425-like. The transcript has 3 exons. Gene Ontology annotation, cellular component: nucleus. The record is from RefSeq and is a predicted model, not a curated record. Gene Ontology annotation, molecular function: RNA polymerase II transcription regulatory region sequence-specific DNA binding; DNA-binding transcription factor activity, RNA polymerase II-specific. The coding region runs from base 1 to 387 and encodes 128 amino acids. NCBI's taxonomy places the organism in Eukaryota, Metazoa, Arthropoda, Insecta, Coleoptera, Silphidae. Gene Ontology annotation, biological process: regulation of transcription by RNA polymerase II.